Nymphaea colorata (pocket water lily) is the source of this 1035-nucleotide messenger RNA. Its product is annotated as 60S ribosomal protein L13-1-like. The transcript has 5 exons. Lineage: Eukaryota; Viridiplantae; Streptophyta; Magnoliopsida; Nymphaeales; Nymphaeaceae. The record is from RefSeq and is a predicted model, not a curated record. Gene Ontology annotation, biological process: translation. Gene Ontology annotation, molecular function: RNA binding; structural constituent of ribosome. Gene Ontology annotation, cellular component: ribosome; cytosolic large ribosomal subunit. Bases 156 to 779 code for a protein of 207 amino acids.
AUUUAAGGGCAGAACGGGUAGCGUGCAAAUCUAAAAACCCUAGAUAGCGGCCCCCAUUCUUCUUCAGCCGGGGUAGGAGGUGAUUUCCAGCUCUCGAGUUUCUCUGCGGUUGCAGUGUGGUCGGCUACCGAAGGUUGUUUCCGGAGAGGUAAGUAAUGGUUAAGCAUAACAAUGUUGUGCCCAAUGGGCAUUUUAAGAAACACUGGCAAAAUUAUGUAAGGACAUGGUUCAACCAACCAGCUCGGAAAGCAAGACGCCGUAUUGCUCGGCAAAAAAAAGCUGUAAGAAUAUUUCCUAGGCCAACUUCUGGACAUCUCCGUCCCGUUGUUCAUUGUCAAACAUUGAAGUAUAAUAUGAAGCUCAGGGCUGGAAGGGGAUUCUCUCUCGAAGAGCUCAAGGCAGCUGGCAUCUCAAAGAAACUGGCCCCUACAAUUGGCAUUGCUGUGGAUCAUCGCCGCAGGAACCGUUCUUUGGAGGGUCUCCAGGCGAAUGUCCAGAGGCUGAAAACCUACAAGGCCAAGUUGGUCAUCUUCCCAAGGCGUGCCCGUCAUUCUAAGGCUGGUGAUUCAACGCCGGAAGAACUGGCGACUGCAACACAAUCCCAGGGUGACUACAUGCCCAUUGAGAGGGAGAAGCCGGCAAUUGAUUUUGUCAAGGUCACUGAUGAAAUGAAGUCAUUCAAGGCUUACAACAAGCUUCGUCUGGAGCGGAUGAACAAACGCCAUGCUGGUGCAAGGUUGAAGAAGGCUGCUGAAGCGGAAAAAGAUGAGAAGAAAUAAGCAGGAGAAGCUCAGUUUCCCUUUUGGUGCAGAUGUUUCCGGGUCUUGCUCCAAAUUCAUGAUAUGCAAUUUUGAUUCAUACUUCUUCAAUUCCUGAGAACUGGAGGGUGCAUGAUGAAGAACAUGGUUUUCGUGUUUUCCUUUUAGCUGUUUUUGGGGUCGUCUUUAGUGAUCGGAUGAUUCUCAUUUACGAUGGAUGAGGAACUAGUGAUAAACCAAUUUAGUUAUAUCUUCAAGCAUUAUUUGUCUUUCUGCA